CAGCAGCAGCAGCAGCAGCAGCUUUCACUUCAGAGAGCAGAGUCCCGGAGACAAGCCCAGCAGCAGAGACUACGAGAGAGGGAGGAAAAGUUCGCCAAAUGGAUUUCUCCGGUGGAGUCAGACCUUUAUUAUUUUCCUAUGUCCUCAUUAACGGCAUACUUAUCACAUUACAGAGUAAAGAAGAAGUUCUUUUGGAUAUGAUGGCAACUGGAAGUGAACUGGGCUGGUUGACAUGGCCGUUGGAUCAGGGAGACAAGCCCGGGUGGGAGGUUGUCCAGAGGACUGUGAAUGGCUCUCAGCUCUAUACCUACUCUGUCUGCAAUGUUGGCGAACGUGAGCAGGACAACUGGCUGCGCACCACCUUCAUCCAGCGGCACCAAUCGGCUUCGCGGGUUUUUGUUGAACUCCAGUUUAUUGUACGUGACUGCAACUCUUUCGAUGGUGCCUCGCUGACCUGCAAAGAAACCUUCAACCUCUUCACGUCUGAGUCGGAUGCAGACGUGGGGACUACCUUCCGCAAGGGCCAGUUUAAGAAAGUGGCCACCAUAGCGCCUGAUGAGAUCACCGGCAAAAAUGAAAUGCGCAUCAACACAGAGACACGAGUGGUGGAGAACCUGUCCCGUAAAGGCUUCUACUUGGCUUUUCAAGACAUCGGGGCCUGUGUUGCGCUCCUCUCUGUGAAGGUCUACUACAAAACCUGUCCGGCCACAGUGAAGAGCCUUGCAUCAUUUCCUGAGACUGUGGCCGGAGGUGAAAACCAUGCCCUCAGGGAAGUGAAUGGGGUGUGCGUGGACAACGCAGUGAGUGAGGAGUUGCCUCGCAUCUACUGCUCUGUGGAUGGGGAGUGGGUGGUGCAGGUCGGACAGUGCCAGUGCAGACCAGGCUAUGAAGAAGUCCAAGACGCCUGUCAUGAAUGUCAGCCUGGCUUCUUCAAAGCUCAUGCUGUCAGUGACAAGUGUGAGCCGUGUCCUGCCAACACCCAGAGGCUUAACACCGGGGCUCUGUUUUGUCCCUGCAUGGAUGGCUUCUACAGGGCCCCAACUGAUCCCCCUACUGGAGCCUGCUCAGGUCUUCCCUCUGCCCCACAAGAUCUCGUGGCCACGACCACCCAGCUCUCUGCAGGAAAGCUCCUCCUCUCCUGGAGCCCACCUGAAGACACCGGUGGUCGAACCGACAUCACCUACAGCGUUGAAUGCCAGCGCUGUGAGGGCACCACGUGUCAGCCGUGUGGAGAAAAAAUCCGCUACGAGCCCGCCAGCGUGGGCCUGACUGACACCAAGGUUUCAGUGAGCGAGCUGGACGCUCACCUCAACUACACCUUCACUGUGGAGGCACACAGUGGCGUGUCGCUGUUCGCGAGUCAGGCAACGCCGCGGGCUCAUAAACCGCCCUCCACCAGUGCUCUGACUACAUAUCUGCACUACACAGAUCCUCCCAAAAUCACAUCUAUACGACUGGUAGAGAGGACUUCCACCAGUCUGUCCCUUUCCUGGGACAUAUCACCUCAACCACGGGCCCAGCAUCGAGCCAUCCGCUAUGAAAUUACCUAUCGCAAGAAGGACGACAAGCUGGACGGGACGACCUACGUCGUGCACAGAUUUGAGAAAAACUCUGUCCAGAUCAAUGAUCUGACCUCGGGCACAGCCUACUUGUUCAGGGUGCAGGCCCUGGGCAGUGAUGGCAGCCCUGGAGGCUCCAGCAUGGAGGAACAGUUUGAGACUUCCUCUGAAGGACACCUUACUCAAAACAACACCGCAAUCAUCUUCAUCGCAGCAGUUGGAGCAGCAGCCAUGUUGUUCAUAGUGUUCGUGGUCCUGUUCCUUCGCAGACGGAAAAGAAACUCCCAUGCCAGACAGGGACCAGAGGACACCUAUUUCUCCAGCUCAGAUCAACUGAAGCCUCUGAAGACCUACGUGGAUCCACACACUUACGAGGACCCCAACAUAGCCGUGCUGAAGUUUGCCUCUGAAAUCCACCCCAGCCAUAUAACCAAACAGAAAGUCAUCGGAGUUGGAGAAUUUGGAGAGGUGUACCGCGGUAACCUGAAGGUGCCAGGGAGGAAAGAGGUGACAGUGGCAAUCAAGACACUGAAGCCUGGCUACACAGAGAAACAGAGGCAGGAUUUUCUAAGUGAAGCCUCCAUCAUGGGCCAGUUCUCCCACCAGAACAUCAUUCACUUAGAGGGGGUGGUCACCAAAUGUAAGGACUUCUUUAAGCACGCCAUGAUUGUGACUGAAUACAUGGAGAAUGGAGCGCUGGACAGAUACCUCAGGGACCACGACGGCGAGUUCUCCUCGUUCCAGCUCGUGGGCAUGAUGCGCGGCAUUGCUGCAGGAAUGAAGUACCUCUCUGACAUGAACUACGUCCACCGCGACUUGGCCGCCCGCAAUGUCCUCGUCAACAACACACUGGAGUGUAAAGUGUCAGACUUCGGCCUGUCUCGGGUGCUGGAGGACGAUCCCGAAGGGACUUACACCACAAGUGGAGGCAAGAUACCCAUCCGCUGGACGGCUCCAGAGGCAAUAGCAUACAGGAAGUUCACCUCAGCCAGCGAUGUGUGGAGCUUCGGUAUCGUCAUGUGGGAGGUGAUGGCUUUUGGCGAAAGACCUUACUGGGACAUGAGUAACCACGAGGUGAUGAAAGCCAUCAACGAGGCUUUCAGGCUGCCAGCCCCUAUGGACUGCCCGUCAGCCGUUUACCAGCUGAUGCUGCAGUGUUGGCUUCAGGAUCGUUCAAAGAGGCCACGUUUUGGAGACAUCGUCAGUCUGCUGGAUAAGCUGCUGCGGAGCCCGGACUCCCUGAAGACAAUCGCAGACUUUGACCCACGCGUUUCCAUUCGCCUGCCCAGCACCAGCGGCUCAGACGGCUCCCCCUUCAGGUCAGUGUCCGAGUGGCUCGAGUCCAUUAAGAUGAGCCAGUACAGCGAGAACUUCACCUGCGCUGGGAUCGUGACCAUGGACCAGAUUCUCCAGAUGAAGAACGAGGAUAUUAAGAACAUCGGGGUGAGGCUCCCUGGCCAUUUGAAAAGAAUUGCCUACAGCAUUUUGGGCUUAAAGGACCAGACCAGCACCCUGAGUGUGUUUGCAGUGUGAUCCUGGCAACGGUGGACAUUAUAAUCAGGCACUGAAGCAGGAAGCCCUUUGAACUCAAAGCUGAGCUGGAGCAAAACUGCAGGGACGGCGUCGGAUCGGCCAAGACCAGGAGAAAUAUCCUGCCAUCUUUUGGGGGCCGACUGAAACACAUUCACUCACUGUACAUUGUAUUUCUUCACCCUAUCCACACAGGAAUGGAGCAAAACAUUCAGCAGUAGAUGACUCCAUUAGACUCUGUAUAUUUAGAUAUCUAUUUUUAUUACCCAUGCCUUCUGUACAGAUACAAUUCAGCGCCAGUGCUUUUAUUGUGUUUUUUUUUUUUUUUUCUUCUUCAUUUCGCAUUCCGGCUCCAUAAAAAAACAACAAUCAAUCCAGUUCUAGGAACAGCUCCAGUGCGUCCCUGAGCUUGUUUCCUCCUGUGUCAAACAAACAAGAGAAGCACAGUAAGCGUGAUAGUUAGUAUGGCUGCAGUGGAAUCCAGGCCCGGCUCAGUUUGUGGUUGGUGCUGAUGUCAUAGCGUCUUCCUUUAAUUGGCACUUUGGUCCCUUUUCUUGUCGGACCAAUGAGGAUGGAGCUAAAAAGAGCUUGAGCUGGCCUGGAGCUGAAGAGAUGGUGCUGCUUAGGUGUGUAAACACAAACUGACCUGGUGCUGUGACAGACCGUAUGUCUGCUGGUGCCACGCUGAAAUUUAAGCUAUAGUCAAACUAAACUCAUACUCAUGUUAGAACCUUUUUUUUUUUUUGCGGUACUCUUUGUGUACAGUUUUUCUUCUUCAUUUCUCUUCACAUUUGGUUCGAUUGCCAAAAAUAUUGCAAACUUAAAUGUAGCACUUGGACCAAGAAUCACACGGUCUUUCUUGGUUCGCCUCUGAUUUGGGACCACACUCAAGCUAGCCGAGCUAAAGGAACGGUAUCAAAGUGACGUAACUGUAUAGAUUAAAUUAAAAUGAAAGUUUCAAUUCGAGUGCAGUGCAUCUGUUUGUAGCAUGCCGGUAAUGAAGAGGGAGAUGGUGAAAUUUGCCCCGCCCUGAGAAAGAAAACAAUCACUGUGUUUCACUGUGGUUGAAAUGAUUUCAUACUUAAUAAUAGUUUGGUUUGCAAUUUCAAUGUCCCAGUUUGUUUGGAAGAAACUAGGCUGAACGAAAUAUCCAUUCAUAUUUCUGUUUCGGUUCGAGUCCCGUUGAGUUUCUGAUGAAAAUAAACUGUAAAUUAAACUACAAGCUUUGACAGUUUAAAAGCAUUGAUAUGUUUGUUUUGUGGGAGCAGGAGUUUGUCUCCUCCGUAAUGAAAUGGCUCUACAGAAUAUUGGGGAUCAUGUAGUGGAUCUUCUCUUCAUUGAUGACUGCAAAUCAUUGUGUUACUGAUGUGCACCUUCCUUUACUUGAAUUAUAACUCUAUUUUCAAAUGUGUCUGUAAUUCUGUUUCAGCUGAUGGAUCUUUGAAAAAGGGAUUUUCUUUUGUUAUUACGCUGGUUUUGUUGAUUGCAAUUACACUUUGUACAUUUUUGUAUGAUUUCACUUUCUGCCCUUUUACCACCAUGAUUUUUGAUUUUUAAAGCUAACAUCACGUGGUGUCUCCUACUUUCAAGACAUUUUGAGAGUUCCCUCAUCAAAGAGCAAACUCCUCCCCCUUCUCUUGUUGUUUUAUACUGUAUUUAAUAGUCUAUUUAUUUUUUACUUUUAUUUAUUUAUCCUGAGAAACACUGAGCUGGGAUUAUAACUGAAGUUUGCUCUCUCUCAUUCUUAAUAAUAAUAAUGACAAUAAUAAUAAUAAUAAUAAAAAAGCUUUAAUGUC
Molecule: messenger RNA, 4885 nt
Organism: Solea solea (common sole)
Lineage: Eukaryota; Metazoa; Chordata; Actinopteri; Pleuronectiformes; Soleidae
Gene: epha2b
Product: eph receptor A2 b
Exons: 17
Coding region: 99-3092 (997 amino acids)
Biological process (GO): cell surface receptor protein tyrosine kinase signaling pathway; protein phosphorylation; axon guidance
Cellular component (GO): neuron projection; plasma membrane
Molecular function (GO): protein binding; ATP binding; transmembrane-ephrin receptor activity
Source: RefSeq, a predicted model, not a curated record